AUGACAUCCCCCUCAACCCGCCGCCUCCUAAAAGAAAGCGGUGACCUCCAUAAAAACCCAAGCCCCUUCUUCACCGCAACACCAAUAACAGACGACAACCUACACGACUGGCACUUCACACUAGUAGGCCCACCAUCUCCAUCCCCCUACAGUCAAGGUCUGUACCAUGGCCGCAUAACCUUUCCACCGACAUACCCACUGCGCCCGCCAUCCUUCCGCUUCCUGACACCAUCCGGCCGCUUCGAAGUCAACCGCGAGAUCUGCCUUAGAAACAUGGCAGCCGGCUUGGGGGUGCGCACGGCGCUUUUGGCGAUUCGGUCGGAGAUUAUGGGAGCUGAGAGUCAAGGGCAGGUUGGGGGGAUGGAGGGGAGUCCUUCUCUUAGGAGGGAGUUUGCGAGGGCUUCGACGAGUUGGGUUUGUCGCGAGUGUGGAGUUGGGAAUUUGGAGGGGAUGAGGCGGUGGUGGGCAGUUUGUCGGGACCGGGGGGUUGAGGUUGAUGUUGAGACUGAAGGGGCUAGGGUAGGGACUGGGGAGGGUGAGGGGGAGGAGAAGAAGCAGGAGGAGGACGGUGAUGCUCGAGAUCAGAGUGAAGUUCCAGCGCAGGCGUCAGCUCAAGCUUCUGGCCAUCAGGGCGAAAAUACUCCAAUUGCGCCGUCUGCUCCCACCCUUGCUGCGGCUGUCCCUGCCACGUUGCCAGCGCCAGAUCCAGCACCCACACCUGCAUCAUCACCGAGACCUGCAGCUGCAGCUCCUGUGUCUGCACCAGCACCUGCACCUACCCGCACGAUCCCUGCUCAACCAAUACCCUUGGAUCAAGAGUCGUCCGAGGGCGUCUGGCUGGACCGAGCCAUUGUCGGCGUCGUUAUUGCUCUCAUCAUAUUGGUAUUACGACGAGUCGCCAACGUCGACGAUCUAUGA
Penicillium canescens is the source of this 918-nucleotide messenger RNA. Its product is annotated as ubiquitin-conjugating enzyme E2. The transcript has 2 exons. Lineage: Eukaryota; Fungi; Ascomycota; Eurotiomycetes; Eurotiales; Aspergillaceae. The coding region runs from base 1 to 918 and encodes 305 amino acids. The record is from RefSeq and is a predicted model, not a curated record.